Tupaia belangeri chinensis (Chinese tree shrew) is the source of this 5693-nucleotide messenger RNA. RefSeq names its product terminal nucleotidyltransferase 5C (gene TENT5C). Gene Ontology annotation, molecular function: poly(A) RNA polymerase activity; RNA binding. The transcript is spliced from 3 exons. NCBI's taxonomy places the organism in Eukaryota, Metazoa, Chordata, Mammalia, Scandentia, Tupaiidae. Gene Ontology annotation, biological process: mRNA stabilization. The coding region runs from base 278 to 1456 and encodes 392 amino acids. The record is from RefSeq and is a predicted model, not a curated record.
GAGGGGGCGGCGGCGGGACGGCUCACUCGGUGCCGCUGCUUGGGGGCUGUAGUGACCGCGCCGCUCCUGCUGGGGGCUGCCCACGCCAAGGACCUGCCUCCGUCGCCUCCUCUCCCACCGCCCAGGGGAGCAGUCCCUGCUGGACUGCAGUGGUUCUGUCCUCUGACAUUCCUGUUGGUGAAGAUGGAAAACUUAGUAUCUCUGGAGUCAAGCUUAGUUUACUUCAGUUAACUGAACCCUUGUCUCCUAAGUUUCCCCGGCUGGAACAUCCCCCAAGAUGGCAGAGGAGAGCAGCAGCAAUCCCAGCGACUGCGUGUCCUUCAGCGUGCUCAACUGGGACCAGGUGAGCCGGCUGCAUGAGGUCCUGACCGAGGUCGUCCCCGUCCACGGCCGAGGCAACUUUCCGACCUUGGAGAUAACUCUGAAGGACAUUGUGCAGACUGUGCGCAGCCGGCUACAGGAGGCAGGCAUCAAAGUGCAGGACGUGCGGCUGAACGGCUCUGCGGCUGGCCACGUUCUGGUCAAAGACAAUGGCUUGGGUUGCAAAGACCUGGACCUCAUCUUUCACGUGGCUCUCCCGACAGAGGCGGAAUUUCAGCUGGUCAGAGAUGUGGUCCUGUGUUCCCUUCUGAACUUCCUGCCAGAGGGCGUGAACAAGCUCAAGAUCAGCCCGGUCACUCUGAAGGAGGCGUACGUGCAGAAGCUGGUGAAGGUCUGCACCGACACUGACCGCUGGAGCCUGAUCUCCCUCUCCAACAAGAACGGGAGGAACGUGGAGCUCAAGUUUGUCGAUUCCAUCCGGCGUCAGUUUGAGUUUAGCGUGGACUCUUUCCAAAUCAUCCUGGACUCUCUGCUUUUUUUCUAUGACUGCUCCAGCAACCCCAUCUCCGAGCACUUCCACCCCACCGUGAUCGGGGAGAGCGUGUACGGGGACUUUGAGGAGGCCUUUGACCAUCUGCAGAACAGACUGAUCGCCACCAAGAACCCCGAGGAGAUCCGAGGCGGGGGACUUCUCAAGUACAGCAACCUUCUCGUGCGGGACUUCAGGCCCACAGACCAGGAAGAAAUCAAAACUCUUGAGCGUUACAUGUGCUCCAGGUUCUUCAUCGACUUCCCGGACAUCCUCGAACAGCAAAGAAAGUUGGAGACCUACCUUCAAAACCAUUUUGCCGAAGAAGAGAGAAGCAAAUAUGACUACCUCAUGAUCCUCCGCAGGGUGGUGAACGAGAGCACAGUGUGCCUCAUGGGGCACGAACGCAGGCAGACCCUGAACCUCAUCUCCCUCCUGGCCUUGCGUGUGCUGGCAGAACAAAACAUCAUUCCCAACGCCACCAACGUCACCUGUUAUUACCAGCCAGCUCCUUACGUCAGUGACGGCAACUUCAACAACUACUACGUUGCCCACCCUCCAGUUACCUAUAGCCAGCCCUACCCUACCUGGCUGCCUUGUAACUAACCUUGAGACCUGAGGGUUUCCACAGUGGGGACCCUUGUAGGGCAAGGGCUCUCAGGUAGGGGAGCCUCCUUAUAGAUGUAGGUGUUUGGCUUUUAAAGGAGAACUCAGCUCUGAUUCUGCCUUUUUUCCUUUGUGUACCCAUUGGACGAUGGGUCUACAGUGUAUCACGAGCCAACCCUGAAAGGACCCAUGUCACAGUGCCACUUUGGAAAAUGCUAUAGGAAGUGUGACCCAUCCACAUCUUUCCAAGAGAGACACGAAUAUGUCACGUCUCAAACAUCAGCACGUGGGGAUCUGAGCUCUGUGCAAUAGUUGAGGUUGGGAGAGCUGAGACAGCACGCAAGGAGUGUUAAGCUACUUACUCCUCGUUUGGGCCUGGCGUAGGCUGUGUUGUCCUUACUCGGGGUUCUCAGCAGUUACAUGAAAGUUGUGCUGAUAGUCUCUUGUAUCCACUUUAAUCAGGCAGAAAAUGUUGAUAUGAGGGUGCUCUUGUGGCUUAAUUUUUGUUCAAGGGACUACAUUACUUAUGUUUAUUCCCUGUCAGCAGAGCUGAGAAUUUCUUUCAUCAAUAAACCAAAGCCGAUAGCUGGAGAAUUGAGAUCUGGUUGGAAGUGGUUUAUGGUUUAGAUGCUGUGCUAUCUUGAUGAAUUAUGAGAUUUUGUUGGAAAAAAAAGAACUUUUCUUGAAAUGUAACUUGAAAAAAAAAAAAACAAAAUAAAAUGUGGAACAUAAUGUUAAAGUAGAAUUGUGGUGGUGGUGGUGGUGGUGGGGUGAUUGUAAAUAGGAACCAUGAAUGUUCUUUUUUCUUCUUCUUCUUUAAGGAAUUCUUACUGAAUGACGCUUUUUCUCCUCAUCAGCUAUUCCAUGGUUGACUUUUGUCUUGCUCUUCCUAAGACUAAGGAUUAUGCUGAUCUAGAGUUGUUAUAGUAACUGACAUGAGGGUAUUCCCAUGUUUUAAUUGGAAACCCAUUUUGGUCACAUUUCAAGUAUGAACAACUGUGUCUCUGGAGUAUUUUGGCUAUUUUUGUUUCUUGUGGUGUUUUUGUGUCUUUUUUUUUUUUUUUUUGAAUCAAAAAAAGAAAUAGAGAUUUUCUUCUCCAGGUGUUUUUGGCAGCAAAUGAAUUCAGGAAUUUCAGUAGAAUUGAGUGACCUGUGGAAUUGCUUUAGACUCUAACCUGCUGUCUCCAUGCUACGUGUGAAGGUAGGGCUAUAGCGUUAAGUGUGACUUUGGAUACGUUGGAGCUUCCAAGACACUUUGAAACCAUUCCAGUGCAUUUGGGGGAGAAUUAAGUGAAUGAAGAAGGAUCUUUCUUGUUCUGGUAGAUUUGACCAUGCUUGUUUCUAUUCUGCACUUUAGAAGGAAAACAGUGUUAAUCUCUAGUCUGAAGCAAGCUUAGUAAAUGGGAGAGUUCUAGACUACUGUUACUUUCCCCAGUAGUUAGAGAUAAGGAUUUUGUGUUUUGAAAACUUUUUGUGGGACCUUUUAGAAAGCAUCACUUUAAGGUAUCAAUAGCAAAGACACUCAAUUUUGCCAGCUUGGUUUCUAAAGAGAUUUAAUCAAAUCCAUGCUUCUGAUUUUUAUUUUCUCUUCCGGCCAUAAAAAUCCAAAGCUCUGAGUGAUUGCUUUCUCUUUUCCUUUAAAUAAUGAAGUUGUCUUAAUGCAGAAAUGCUUAGCAGAAAACGAGUGGUUUACUUUUUUGUAAAGAUAUAGUUUCAGGUUUCUUCAUGAAUGAGAUGUCUCGGUCCCCUUAAACAAAAGCCGAUCGGACGUGACUGAAAUCCAAGGCAUAGCUGGUAUCCAUGGGCCACAUUAGAUGAUUGGAAGCCAUUUAUUGUAAUAGUGUAACGAGCUCCUGUUUCCUUGUGAGCUUCGGUUAUAUUUUACUUCACUGGCUUUGAGUCAAGGCUGGUUCUCCAUUGAGGGGACCCAGAGAAUUUCAGUGUUAAAAGGGGGCAAUAGAGAGUGAUCCCAAUGAAGACUGAUCCUGUUUUUGAAAAUUAUCUGGUCAUCCAUGGCCUUGAAAGGCUGCCCUUGUGGCCACAUGGCAACAUAUUUGCACAAAAAUGACAGAUUUGUUUAACCAAAGCUUUGACAUGUGAUGAAGCCACCAGCAUAAGCACUCACUAACAGAUCAGUAUUGCUUCUACUUAGAAGGCUUGGGGACCAGGGUAAUGAGGCACUGGAUGAAGAUAGGAUCUGCAUCAAGUAAUUAAACUUCUACUUUGUCCUUGGAAUACUUUCUGCUUUUUCUUCCCCCCUUAUCCAGUAAUAGUUUUCCUCUGAUGAGGCACAGAAGUUACUAGAAAUUCCUAGCACCUCAGGUCUUCACCACUAUUGCAUGAUGGCUGUCUUGGUAUAGUCUCUUCACCUGACCUUUAUCCAGUCCAGCUCUGUUUGUGGUUUGAGAGUACAUGUGUUCUAGAACCAUCUGGGUUAAAUGCUGCACUGACCAAAGCUUUACUUUGAAAAUACAACACCAGACCAGUUUUUCUACCUGCCCUAUGAGCCUUUUGGUAGCCUCAGAAUAGACCAGGGGGCCUUGAAUUCCAGCUGUCUGGGACUCCUAGCUGAACUCUGCCUUUCAUGCUACUCACACAGCCACCAGGUACCCCAAACUUGUACCGCAUCCAGUGGUUCCUGUUUUUUGCGUGUGUUGGGUAACAUGAAACUUGGCAGUAGCCGAGGGUACUAAAGUUCAAGUGCGAGUUCUAAUCUAAAUUUAAGCAGUCUCUUAUUCGCUUCAGUUCUCUGAAUUUGUUUUCUGCGAGUACGCAGCCUGUUCUCCCAGCCUGCUUCAUGGAGUCGGGUUGACGUGAAAACUAUGUUUUCCCUUUGUGUGGGCAGGAAAGCACACACUGAGUUCCUGGCCUUGAACUUCAGUCUCCCCCUCAAAUCUCACCUUGGCAGUGAGACAAUAUCCUUCACGCGGUAAUUUCAAUGCCGAAGCUAGACUGUUAUCACCAACACCUUCAAAUCAGACUUCCUGAUGAUGGCAUGCGUGAUGUGGCAUGGCCCACAUCUGGGGGCCUGGCAGAUGGGACGAAUAGGGUAGGAAGAUGAUACUUGGUCCCUGAUAUAUGCUACAGAUGUUCUUUUGCAUUCACAGUUUUUGUGUUUUUUUUUUUUUUUUCCCCAGUUUGACUUUCCCUGGGGAUUUGAAGCAGAGUGCUGUGUAUACCUAUGUUUUGUGGUGAUGCAUUAACCGCCAAAUGGCUAAACUCCUGAAUCUGUUCAUCCUUCAGCCUCAUCUAUAGCAUUAAUCCCUUACUUUCAGGAUGCCUUAGGAUCUUUGACUAGUACUGUUUUGUUAGCUCUGGGAAAUGGUGCCACUCAAAAGCAAUUACUGAACUGUAGGAAUAACUUCUAUUUAACUUUCUGAUACUGGUGCCUUGCUUGAGGGUGCAGCUCAAACACCCUCUUCUAGAGAGUGGAUUGAAGUCUCAUUAUUCGAUAGUGAGAGUAGAUCCUGAUAGUCACCAGGGCCCUUACUUCCUAGGUAUUUCAGGCUCUAUGCUAGGGAGGACCCUUGGGGUGGAUCUUUUUAAGUUGAAAGAACUUCCAGUUUCCAAGGUUAGAUUCACAUCCUCCCUCUAGCAAAAACCAGAACUUCACAGUCAACUUUGGAACAUAUUCCAAACCAACCAGUUAAAUUCAGAGGACCCAGGGAGGUGUGUGGAAGAAAAGUAUGCCAAAAGAUCUGGCCACUUUUCAGGAUUAUUUGUGGGGAUGUCUAAGGUGAGAAUCAGGGAAGAAAAGGCUUUUGUGUGUGUGUGAGUUCAAGUGCCUAAAUCUUGUCUACCUAUGACCUUUUUAUAAAAUAGUUUAAGUGUAAGCUAAAGAAAAUGCUUGGAGUUUUACCUGGCCUAGUGAGAGUUGGUUCAAAGUUGACCAUCCACUAAAGAGGAAGUAGUUAAAUAGCGUAGAUCUGUGAGCAUUUUUUAAAACUCAAGCUAUUUGGUCCUUUGGUUUUUUUUUAAUGGAUGAAAACUUAAUUUUUCUGUAGCAGCUAUUUAUUUCCAAAUUGAUACAGAAUUGGAACCUUUUUAGUUUUAUAUUGGGAUAGCCUUUGGAAAAUUAAUUUCUUACCGGUGCCUAGGAUGUGUGGACUUCCUCUUUGGCAAUGGUCACUAACCUUCUUACUUGAUGCAGAUGAAAUCACUUGUCAAUGCAACCUGUGUUAGAACUUGAUGAAAUAAAGCUUUGAGUUUGAGAAAUAAAAGUAUAUUUAAAAAAAAA